UAUGACAUGUCUGGUGUUUUUACUCAAUGUGCGCUCGCGAAUGACGUCAAACCGCAUGAUCCCGGUUUGAUCAGGAAGUUAUGAAAAGUUGUUGAGAGCUGGUUUCAAAGUGUCGCAAUUGCAAGGGAGAAGGCUACAGCGAGUAGAAAUGGCUUACCACUCUCUGGCUCUCGUCCUCGCUUCUUUAGUCGCGGUCUCCGUGGCAGAACCGAUUAAGUAUUUGGACUGUGGUUCCGUUGUUGGUAAAAUCAGUUCUGUUGAUGUGACUCCUUGCCCGAAGCAGCCUUGUGAACUGCGCAAAGGAGAGUCUUACACAGUCAACGUGACCUUCAGCAGUGAUGCAGCAAGUCAGACAAGCAAAGCCAUUGUGCAUGGAGUUAUCGCUGGCGUUCCUAUUCCCUUCCCAAUUCCAAAUGAAGAUGGCUGCAAAUCUGGAAUCCAGUGCCCAAUCCAGCAGCAGAAAACCUACAGCUAUGUCAACCAGCUGCCUGUGAAGACAGAGUACCCUUCUCUUAAGCUGGUGGUGGAGUGGGAACUGAGAGAUGACAAUAACAAAGACUACUUCUGCUUCAAGUUUCCAGUCCAGAUCACAAGUUAAGGGUGAAGGGGGGACGGGUCUCUCUGGUUCUAAUACAUUUGCUGAAAGAUGAUGUCACAAUGUAACAAAUUUAUUUAGAGAACAAAUAAAGGUCUGCUGCAGCCUCAGCAAACAGUGAAUCAUUAACCGAUUGUUAAAUCAUUAACAUACUUUUGAUUAAAAAUGUUGCGUUAAUAGUUUUUUCCCCAAAAUAUAUAUUUUUGUCUGGGAAAUUACACCGUACUGUUUCAUAAAUCUGAACAGCUGUCAAUUAUACCAUUAGAUAAUUGUCCUGUAAAAUGCUACAUAAUGACAUCUCUUCUACUGACUACCAUGUAGCCAGAACAGUGAAAUAUCCCAUAGAAGCGAGACACAAAUGUAUUUUUUCUAGGUCCAAACGAAAUCAAACUAGUUUGCUGCUCUCAGAGAUUUUUCUAUUAAACAUGAAUCAGUUUUGCACAAGGUUAUGGAACUUAAGGACAUGUCUGUCAGAACUGCUAAAAUUGUUCUUUUUGUCUUUUAAAUCCAGUGUUUUUAUAUAAACUGUUUGCAAAUACCCAUUUAAUAAUAAAGAUUUUACUUCUCAAA
Messenger RNA from Acipenser ruthenus (sterlet), 1165 nucleotides. Its product is annotated as NPC intracellular cholesterol transporter 2-like. The record is from RefSeq and is a predicted model, not a curated record. Bases 149 to 598 code for a protein of 149 amino acids. Gene Ontology annotation, molecular function: cholesterol binding. The transcript is spliced from 5 exons. NCBI's taxonomy places the organism in Eukaryota, Metazoa, Chordata, Actinopteri, Acipenseriformes, Acipenseridae. Gene Ontology annotation, biological process: intracellular cholesterol transport; cholesterol efflux.